Messenger RNA from Polyodon spathula (Mississippi paddlefish), 2993 nucleotides. It is a transcript of the gene ccdc13, whose product is annotated as coiled-coil domain containing 13. The coding region runs from base 146 to 2275 and encodes 709 amino acids. Gene Ontology annotation, biological process: cytoplasmic microtubule organization; non-motile cilium assembly. The record is from RefSeq and is a predicted model, not a curated record. Lineage: Eukaryota; Metazoa; Chordata; Actinopteri; Acipenseriformes; Polyodontidae. Gene Ontology annotation, cellular component: centriolar satellite. The transcript has 16 exons.
GGGAAUCUCGUGGACUCUGGAAGGGGUGAAAAAAAAAAACAACAAAAAACAAUAGAAUGGAAUGAUCAGUUUAAGAUCUUAAUUUAACAGAUAUAUUUGAUAUUAAGUGAAGCCCUGCACAUACCUUGUCCCUGCUGUCUCUGCAAUGGAUUGUGAUGAUGAGAGUGUAAACCAGAGCCUGAAGCAGCAGUUCCAGGCCUUGCAAGAGCAGCAGCAGAGGAGGCUGCAGAAGCGUAGGGAGAAGCAGAAAGAAAAACUGCAGCUGAGUCAGAGAGCUUCUGCAAGCAGGGAGGCAGACCCUUUCAGCGCUGAGGAAGACCUCAAGCUCCUGGAGCUGGACAGGGAACCUCAUGGUGCCCUUAACACAAGGAUAUUAGAGGAUGAAAAUGAACAGCUUCAGGACCAGCUGAGGGAGGUGCAAGAUGAGAACAGCAGGCUUUACAAACUCCUCAGUGAGAGGGACUUUGAAAUCAAACACCUGAAGAAGAAACGAGAGGAGGACAAGUUUGCUUUAGCAGGUACCUCUGGCAUGGCAGGUGACGUGGCAGCCACUAAAAUAGUGGAGCUCUCCAAGAGAAACCGGGAGCUGACAGCGGAGAUGGAACGGGAGAAAGCCAAGGUGAAACAGCAUAGCAACAGGGUGAAGGACCUAGAAAAGGAGCUGCAAUCUGCAUUGUCUGGCAUUGGUGGAAAAGAGACAGGAACCAUGACAUUUACCUCAAGGACUACAGGGGACCUGACGCCUGAGAACCCAGAGGUUAAGGCUCUACAGGAGAAGCUGUCUGUAGCUAAUUUGAAAAUGACUGAGUACCGCAACCAGAUCCAGUCUAUGAAGCAAGAAAUGAAAAUAGCACACAAGGUUCUGGCUAAUGAAGUUGGGGAAGAAGUCAGCAUUCAACAGCUACUAAGUACAUCUGGAAGCUGGCGAGGCCGGUCUCAGCAGAUCCUAGCAUUACAGAACAGGGUGCGGGAUCUGGAGUCACAGCUAGGGCAAGGCUCUCAGCGUAGGCAGGUGCCAGCUCUCACCAUGGAGGAGGAGAUGCUGGGUCUGGGGGCACUGCAGAGAACCCCAGUGCAGGACAGAAACCUCAGCCGCCUUCGCACCAUGGAGAGAGAGAGGAAGGAAACCUCAGAGAAACUGACCUUUGACUACGAAGUUCUACAGAAAGAACAUGAGGAGUUAAAGAAAAAGCUGGAGGGCUCCAAAGCCAGAAACAAAGCACUGUGCAAUGAGGUGAAAUCCCUGAAGGGUCAGAUUUCCACCCUCCUGGAGAAGGGCAAACACGACGACGAGCUUGUAGACGCUUUACUGAAGCAACAGAAACAAUUGCAGGUUGUUUUGGGGUGCUUGAGCCAGCAAGAGCAGAAGACCAAGGAGGUCCAGCAGAGCCUGGGACAGCAGUUCAGCAGUGAGGCCCAGAAACACGGCUCUCUCGUGGAGCAGCUAAAGCAGAUGGUCGAUGAGAGAGAAGCCAAGGUCAAAGAGCUGGAAGAAGAAAUCCAGCAGCUAUCACUGAAGAGAUACUUAGGUGAGGAGACAAAGGUACCAGAGAGACCUCACUCAAGAGGAAAGAUAGAUAAAGAUACUGAAAGCACUUCCAGACCUCCAACGGCAGGGGGCGAUCACAGUGGAAGGAUAUCCUCUGCCCGUGCCAUUUCCAAGCUGGGGCACACACUUGUGGAAUCAGUAGCUACUCACUCCUCUUCAGGAGGCAGCUCAGGAGGAAGUAUAAGUGUUGCUGAAUCUAAGUCCCUGCAGGUGCAGUGCACUGAAUUCAAGGCCUUGUAUCAGGCAGCAGAAGUGGAGAGAGAUAAACUCAUGGAGCUGCUCACAGUCCUGCAGCAGAGAGCGGAGGAGGCCAAGGAAAAGAGUCUGGAGGCUGAACAAAAGCUCCGGGGAGAGCGCCGGAGAGCUGUGGUUCUGGAGCAGCAGCUUGAAAAGGCAAAGUUAGAUUCAGGAAAAGGGCAAGGCAAUCAAAAAGACACCAACAGAAACAAAGCAGGUGUUUCUGCCAACAGUACUAGACUUAGUGUAAUUGACAGUAGGGACUUGUCUCCUGGUCGCUCCUCUGGAAUACCUUUGGAGGUUCAAAUUGAAGAACUAAAUACAAGGCUUGUUAUUCAGUCGGAUGAGAAUAAUGCCCUGAGAAUGGCGCUAAAGAGUGCACUGAAGACCAAAGAGGAGGAUCUUAAACUGUACCAUGAAAUGAUGGGGCAGGUGAAGCAGGUCUUUCUGCAGGCUCUAAGGCAGCACAAACAGGACAAGAGCAGUUAGCUACAGCCAAACCAGACACCACACAGGGAUACCUACAUAGAUACAGCUUAAACACAAUAACCAGCAGUAUGUAUUUAGGUAGUUGGUGGACAUCUUGAAAAGGUGUCCAUAGAUAACAAUAAUAACAUCUUUAAGCACAGAACCUGCUGGUUUGGGGUUUUUUUGCAAGCAAACAAGCUGUAAUAGUUCUGUUGUAGCUUUAAGAAUUAUAAUAAUUAUCUUAGGAAAACUGAAGUUAAUCUUUUAAUUAACUCAAUUAAUCAGUCCUUAAAGUUUGUGAACAGGCCUGUUAUUGCUGUUUUUCAUCUUAGUUAUAAUGAAAAAAGUAUAACAAUCUGGAUUAAUGACUACACAGACUAUUUUUGCUGCUUAUUAGAAAUAAUUACAUUAAGUCAAUAAAAAAAGGCUAAUCUACAGUGAAGGAAUUUACUGAAAUACAUUUUUGUUGUGCAACUUUAGUUUAACAUUAAAGUAGAAAAUAACUUUCAUGUCAUACAAAGGACUUAAUUGAUCAGUAGCAUGUACUGAUUGUAAAAAAUGAAGUGAAUAAAAGUCCCACUGUCACCUCAGUGUGUUGUUUUUCUGGAUAUUUUUUAUUUUUUAGCUUUUUACAAAAACCUUUACUUUUGAUGAUCACUGACAACUUGGAUUAGGAACCACUGAUCCUUUUAUUAGCAGCUGGGCGGUAGCCACCAUUAACAAAACAUGAUAUAUAGAG